Lactuca virosa is the source of this 450-nucleotide messenger RNA. The record is from the annotation of a GenBank genome assembly. NCBI's taxonomy places the organism in Eukaryota, Viridiplantae, Streptophyta, Magnoliopsida, Asterales, Asteraceae.
AUGUGGAACAAACUCAUUCUAUUGAGUGUUGUAGCACUUACUUUUAACUACCUUGCCUUAGCCUACAAGCCAAGCCCCCUCCAAGAUUUUUGUGUAGCCGACCCCAACAGCUCGGUCAAAGUAAAUGGUGUAACAUGCAAGAACCCAAUGCAAGUUCAAGCCGAGGAUUUCUUCUUUAGUGGGCUACACCUCAAGGGUAACACAUCAAACCAAUUGGGAUCAAAGGUGACCCCAGUCUUUGCAACUCAAUUACCGGGGCUAAACACAUUAGGCAUCUCAAUGGUUCGAACUAACUAUGCACCAUGGGGACUUAAUCCUCCUCACACUCACCUAAGAGCCACAGAGAUUCUUACAGUUCUUGAAGGGACUUUACAAGUUGGAUUUGUCACUUCUAAUCCUGAUAAUUCCAUACACCAGGUGUCUCAAAGUCAACUACGAUACAAAAUAUAA